AUGGAAAAAGUCAAAGCUCUGUUAACUAAAGCUUUAGGAGAAAAAGCUACAGAUGACUUUAUAAAAGCUUGUAUGGAAGUUGAUGACACCCAAAUUAUCAAAAAGCGUGUAGCUACCCUAUUAGAUACUCGAAAACCGGAGAAUCGCCAAGUCUAUGAAAUUUUAAUACGAGAAAAAAUACGAAGAAGCGGAUUCACCGGUGAAGGAUAUCGUAAAACUAAUUCAAAUCCCAACGCUCCAAGUGACUGUUUAGAUGAUAUUUCAAUUUCAAAAAAGAAUGAUACAGAACAACCAUCAUCCUUACGAUCACAGAAUGUGUCGAAAAAAAAACAGAAAACUAAAUUUUAUCCAUUAUUUUGUGAAGGAGCUCAUAGUGACCAACUUGUUUCCUUGUUGCCUGGUAGACAUCCUUGUCAGUGUUUAGCAACUAAGCAUCAAUUAGUAAAUAACUGUGUCAAUUGUGGUCGUAUUGUCUGUGCACAAGAGGGUUCAGGUCCAUGCUAUUAUUGUGGAAAUCUUGUUUGUACACGAGAAGAACAAGAUCAGAUAGCAAUGAAUACUAAACAAAGUGAAAAGUUGAGAAAUAAACUUAUGCAAGUAGGAUGGGCUGCUGGUACUGAAACUCCAUAUUAUCGAAUUGCCCGCCAAGCUCAGAAACUGCAGAAAAAGGGAGUAAAUACUGACAGUACAUCGACAGAGUUACUUGAAUACUGA
Molecule: messenger RNA, 714 nt
Organism: Trichobilharzia regenti
Lineage: Eukaryota; Metazoa; Platyhelminthes; Trematoda; Strigeidida; Schistosomatidae
Source: the annotation of a GenBank genome assembly